Molecule: messenger RNA, 2220 nt
Organism: Drosophila melanogaster (fruit fly)
Lineage: Eukaryota; Metazoa; Arthropoda; Insecta; Diptera; Drosophilidae
Gene: Gr21a
Product: gustatory receptor 21a
Exons: 4
Coding region: 816-2159 (447 amino acids)
Biological process (GO): detection of chemical stimulus involved in sensory perception of taste; detection of chemical stimulus involved in sensory perception of smell; sensory perception of taste
Cellular component (GO): plasma membrane; membrane
Source: RefSeq, marked reviewed
UUUGUAGCUCGCUUAUCCCGGUGGAGUUGCAUGAGGGGAUUGGCAGUCCAGAACGGCUGUCAUUGCCAUGGAUUUCCUGUCCACUCUCGCCUGGCUUUAAGCGCCUUAAGAGCCAUUAAUGCCGGGCCUUUUGGUAUCUGAGGCAGAAAUAGAUCAAAAGUCAGACCCACACACACGACGGACCAGAUGAACUGGGACAGGGUCAAGGAUUGGGACAAAGGCGAAGAUGGCGAUGGCGAUGGAGCUGGCAGUCCGUCCCGUUGGUGGCACAUUUUUAUUGGUCAUUAGUGCGAGCCUCUAUCGGCAUUCGUAAGCAUUUACACAUCGUUAAACUUUCAUUUCCGGCAAAUUAAGCGCAUUUUAUGUACCUUCUCCGUUCGGUCGCCCUCAGCUGCCCACCGCCUCCUCCUCCUCCUCCUCCUCAUCCUACCCUGCUGUUUGGGGUCACCCGUUGGUCGGUGUCAGCAGAAUGACCACAACAAGCGGACACUGAGAGAAAAUCAGAGGCCGUGUGAAUACACAAAAUGAACACAGCUUUUGAUUAGCACUAUAUAAUCUUGCUAGAAUGGGAAGGUUUAAAACCAUGUUUGCAAUGCAUUCCCUACCAUUUUUUCUGAGUGCAGGAAAGCUGCCCGACUAGGCUCGUGCUGAUGUCCCGGACUUAAGCAUAUUUAAUGGAGGGCAAGCAAAUGGGCGCCGCCCCGGGCGUGUCCCUUUCAUUGUUUGUCUUUCAAUCGAAAGUCAAUAGCAAGGCUGCGUGGAGGAGUAUAAAAGGUCCGUCAUUGGGAAGCCGUAUGACUUUCCUCGAUCGCACGAUGUCGUUUUGGGCAGUGAGUCGUGGCCUAACGCCGCCUUCGAAGGUAGUGCCGAUGCUGAAUCCCAACCAACGCCAGUUUCUGGAGGACGAGGUGCGCUAUCGGGAGAAACUGAAGCUGAUGGCUCGGGGUGAUGCCAUGGAGGAGGUGUACGUGCGCAAGCAGGAAACUGUUGACGAUCCGCUGGAACUGGACAAGCACGAUUCCUUCUACCAGACCACCAAGAGCCUCCUCGUGCUUUUCCAGAUAAUGGGCGUAAUGCCCAUUCACCGCAAUCCGCCCGAGAAGAACCUGCCUAGAACGGGCUACUCCUGGGGCUCCAAGCAGGUCAUGUGGGCCAUCUUCAUCUACAGCUGCCAGACGACCAUUGUUGUUCUGGUGCUGCGUGAGCGCGUGAAAAAAUUCGUCACCAGCCCGGACAAGCGCUUCGAUGAGGCCAUCUACAAUGUCAUUUUCAUCAGUCUGCUCUUCACCAACUUUCUGCUCCCGGUGGCCAGCUGGCGGCACGGUCCCCAGGUGGCUAUCUUCAAGAACAUGUGGACCAACUACCAGUAUAAGUUCUUCAAAACUACCGGCUCGCCGAUCGUCUUUCCGAAUCUCUACCCACUCACCUGGUCGCUGUGCGUCUUCUCCUGGCUCCUAAGCAUCGCCAUCAACCUGUCGCAGUACUUCCUGCAGCCGGACUUCCGGCUGUGGUACACAUUCGCCUACUACCCCAUCAUCGCCAUGCUCAACUGCUUCUGCAGCUUGUGGUACAUCAACUGCAAUGCAUUCGGAACUGCAAGUCGCGCUCUUUCCGACGCUCUGCAGACAACCAUCCGGGGCGAGAAGCCCGCCCAAAAACUCACUGAGUACCGCCAUCUAUGGGUGGAUCUGAGCCACAUGAUGCAGCAGCUGGGACGAGCUUACUCCAACAUGUACGGCAUGUACUGUCUAGUCAUCUUCUUCACAACGAUCAUCGCCACUUACGGCAGCAUCAGCGAAAUCAUCGACCACGGGGCAACCUACAAGGAGGUGGGUCUGUUCGUCAUCGUGUUCUACUGCAUGGGUCUGCUGUACAUUAUCUGCAACGAGGCGCACUACGCCUCCCGAAAGGUCGGACUUGACUUCCAGACGAAGCUGCUCAAUAUCAACCUGACUGCCGUGGACGCUGCCACCCAGAAGGAAGUGGAGAUGCUGCUUGUGGCCAUAAACAAGAACCCGCCCAUCAUGAAUCUGGACGGGUAUGCAAACAUCAACCGCGAGCUGAUCACGACCAACAUCUCGUUCAUGGCCACCUACCUCGUGGUCCUGCUGCAGUUUAAGAUCACGGAGCAGAGACGCAUUGGUCAGCAGCAGGCCUAGUUUCCUAUAAAAUGAUUCUCGCCAAGCUGGGCCAAAUAUAAUAUGCUUUCGGUUUCAAUGU